AUGAACCGAUUGUUGAGCAGUGGAAUGUCUGCAGCUACCUUGCAGACCAGAAUGGCGUCGCAAUUGCUGAUCAACGAUUCAAAGUACGGAUUCCUGAAAGAGCUUGGUCUCACGGAGAACAACGCCGGAGUCUUUCAUGGAAAAUGGGCGGCGAGUGGACAAGUUGUUCAGUCAUUUGCUCCAGCAAAUAACUCCCCUAUUGCUAAUGUACAAAAUGGAAACGUACAAGACUAUGAAAUCGCCAUCUCUGAAGCUAAAAAGGCUUAUAACGAUUGGUGCGAGGUACCAGCACCACGACGUGGAGAAAUCGUCCGUCAAAUCGGAGACAAGCUCCGUACGCAGUUGCAAAACCUGGGAAAGCUCGUGUCCCUCGAGAUGGGAAAAAUUUCUGCCGAAGGAGUUGGAGAAGUUCAAGAAUACGUCGAUAUUUGCGACUACGCUACUGGACUCUCUAGAUCACUUGAAGGAAAAAUCUUUCCUUCUGAGCGUCCAGGACACGCUCUUCUCGAACAAUGGAAUCCACUUGGAGUUGUUGGUGUGAUUUCGGCUUUCAAUUUCCCAUGUGCAGUGUAUGGAUGGAAUAACGCUUUAGCUCUUGUCACAGGAAAUUCUGUUGUCUGGAAGCCAGCUCCAUCCACACCAUUGACAGCUAUUGCUGUGACCAAACUUGUCGAGGAGGUUCUUGUUGCCAAUAAUGUAAAUCCAGCUCUCUGUUCCCUUGUCUGUGGAGAGGGUGAUGUCGGUCAAGCUCUUGUGAAGGAUAAGAGAGUCAAUCUAGUUUCAUUCACCGGUUCAUCAGAAAUUGGAAAGAUCGUUGGACAACAAGUUCAGGCUCGUUUCGGAAAGCUUCUACUCGAGCUCGGUGGAAACAAUGCUAUCAUUGUUAACGAGGAUGCUGAUUUGAACAUGGUUGUACCGGCAACAGUUUUCGCCGCCGUUGGAACUGCUGGACAGAGAUGUACAACCACGAGAAGACUCAUUGUUCACGAUAAGGUUUACGAUCAAGUUCUCGAGAGAUUGAAGAAAGCUUAUGCUCAAUUUGAAUCAAGAAUCGGAUGUCCAUUGGAUUCCAACACAAUUAUUGGCCCACUUCACAACCAACAGGCCGUUGGAAAGUACAAGGCUUCAGUUGCCGAAGCAGUUGCUUCUGGAGGAAAGAUUGAGUACGGUGGAAAAGUUCUUGAGAGGGAUGGAAACUUUGUUCUCCCAACAAUUGUCACUGGAUUGAAGCACGAUUCUCCAGUUGUUCUUCGCGAGACUUUUGCCCCAAUUCUCUAUGUUCUGAAGUUCUCAACCCUCGAGGAAGCUAUUGCAAUCAAUAAUGAAGUUGAUCAAGGAUUGAGUUCUUCUCUAUUUACAACAAAUAUUCAAAAUGUUUUCAAAUGGAUGGGACCAAAAGGAAGUGACUGUGGAAUCGUCAAUGUCAACAUUCCCACAUCUGGCGCAGAGAUCGGAGGAGCCUUCGGCGGAGAAAAGGAGACCGGUGGAGGUCGCGAAUCAGGAUCCGACUCCUGGAGGCAGUACAUGAGACGAUCCACCUGCACGAUCAAUUACAGCAAGGAACUUCCUUUGGCUCAGGGAAUUAAAUUCGAAUAGCUUAGUUUAGAUUUUCUGUAAAUAUUCAUUUCUCAUUCAAUUUGAGAUGUUUUUUUUUCAUGCAUAAUUAUUCUCAGUUCCGUUCUAAAAUUGCGUGUAAUUCAACUCUUGUCCUCUCCUUUUGUGAUUUGAAUUUUUGUGCCAUAUCAUUCCAAAUGCUUAGUUUUUUUUUUAAUGUUUGUUCAAUAAACUUCCUUUUUUAUUCAUUCCACAAAAUAAAGUGCAACAUA
Caenorhabditis elegans is the source of this 1826-nucleotide messenger RNA. It is a transcript of the gene alh-9, whose product is annotated as Putative aldehyde dehydrogenase family 7 member A1 homolog. Gene Ontology annotation, molecular function: aldehyde dehydrogenase (NAD+) activity; oxidoreductase activity. NCBI's taxonomy places the organism in Eukaryota, Metazoa, Nematoda, Chromadorea, Rhabditida, Rhabditidae. The transcript has 4 exons. The record is from RefSeq and is marked reviewed. The coding region runs from base 1 to 1596 and encodes 531 amino acids.